This is a messenger RNA of Necator americanus (New World hookworm), 1500 nucleotides long. RefSeq lists its product as uncharacterized. Gene Ontology annotation, cellular component: cytoplasm. The transcript has 15 exons. Gene Ontology annotation, molecular function: arginyl-tRNA--protein transferase activity. NCBI's taxonomy places the organism in Eukaryota, Metazoa, Nematoda, Chromadorea, Rhabditida, Ancylostomatidae. Gene Ontology annotation, biological process: protein arginylation. The record is from RefSeq and is a predicted model, not a curated record. The coding region runs from base 1 to 1500 and encodes 499 amino acids.
AUGGUGAAGUGGUCCAUCAUCGAGUACUGCGGUUUAACCGAGAAGUCAUCAUGUGGCUACUGCAAAAAUGCUGGACAUAAAGCGUCCUUAGGUACGGAGAAUGGAGUAGACGACCCGGAUGAGGGUGACUCGGUUUCGUUUGGUUGUUUUGCUCAUAUAAUGGAUUCGGAGAAUUUUAUGCGGUUACUGGAAUACGGGUGGAGCGGGCAAAGUCUAUGGUUGUGCUUCAGUCCUGACAGCAGUUUCGUACUGACUGCUACUAUUGCAGGGAUCUGGGCUCACUGUCUCAGCUGCGACAACUACCAGAAAUUGCUUGACAGAGGAUGGCGAAGGUCAGGAAAGUAUAUUUAUAAGCCAACAAUGGAGCGGACAUGUUGCCCACAGUAUACAAUUAGGUUGGAUUCUACAAAGUUUAAUCUCUCUCGAAGCCAACGAAGGGUCCUUCGUCAAAUGAAUGACUUUUUAAAAAAUGAUAUCAAACCCAGAAGAGGUGUUCGGGAAGAGGUGCCCAUGGAAACGACGGCUCCUUCAUCCAGUGGAGCUCCAGAGAAGAACAUUGGCAGUAAUAGUGAUACUACAAAGAAAAUCAAUAGAAGUGACAACCCUGUUCAAAAGAAAAAGGAAGUUCGAAGGCAGCGGUGUUUUGCCAGAUGGAAAGAGAGAGGGCUGGAUGUGGAGGAGAUGCAAAAAAUCAGAGCUGCCAAGGAGAAAGCACGGAGAAGGACAGUUGAAUCAUAUGUUUUAAACCCAAAUGAUUCAUGGAAGCACAGAUUAGAGGUGAAGCUUGUUCGAACUAACAGCCCUGAAUUUAAUGAGCGGUAUGAUGAGUCUUUCUUGCUAUUUGAAAAGUACCAGAAAGUAAUACACAAAGAUGACGACCCGUGUAAGGCGGGUUUCAAACGGUUUCUCGUCGACACACCGUUGUUUGAUGACGAAAUUUUGCGGCCUCAACAUGGACCUUAUGCCUCUGGAUCAUAUCACCAAUGGUAUAUCCUAGACGGACGACUCCUGGCAGUUGAUUAUGCUUUUCUUAGCCUAGGCACCUACACAGCAUUAAGGGAAAUUGCCUUUACUCGUGAACUGAUGAAGCAUCGUCCAGAUACCAAAUAUUACUACAUGGGUUAUUAUAUUAUUACAUGUCCAAAAAUGAGAUAUAAAGGGAAAUUUCGACCAAGUGAACUAUUAUGCGACCGGAGUUUUCAGUGGGUUCCUUUGGACGAAUGCGAUCGCAUGUUAGAGAACAAUAACUACAAAUUCACGGUUUUUCGACCAAACGAAACUCCAGUCGAAAUGCAAACACGCGAUCAACUACUGUUGUUAGUGGAUGGAAAAAUUCUGCCCUAUGCCGAUAUAUGCGAUUUGGUACCGUCAUUAAGAGAGGUUGCUGAUUCUGAAGAGGUAAAAGAGAAACUUGACACGUUUGCAAGUCGCGUUGGUAGUGAUAUGAACGGUUUGAUACUGUAUUUAUCGGAUUUUCAAGAUCUUGACGAAUCAGAGUAG